GCAAAAGCCGUCGAAGUUAACUAUAAAAUCUUAUUUCUUUGGCUUUCUGUUAUUAUUUUCGAAACCCUAGCUAUCAGCCCAGCCUGCGGUUUCAGGCCGCCACAUGCUCAUCAUCUCAUCUCUCAAGAAAUUUCUCUCUAGCAGCAAGUGAAACGAAGUGAAGAAGAUGGUGAAGAAGGAGAAGAAAACGAACGUGUCAGGGAAACCGAAGCACUCUCUGGACAUAAAUCGCGGCAAUGGAACGAACAAUGGCUCGCGAAGCGCUUCCACCGUUCGCCGCCUCAAGAUGUACAAUACCAAACCCCAGCGCAACAGCAAGGGGAAAAUUUUGAAGCAUGAAUUGCAAUCUAAGGAGCUCCCCAACACGCGCAUCCAACCCGAUCGCCGAUGGUUUGGAAAUACAAGAGUAGUAAAUCAAAAGGAGCUUGAAUUUUUCCGUGAAGAGCUACAAAAUCGAAUGUCAAGUAGCUAUAAUGUCAUCUUGAAGGAGAGAAAGCUGCCAUUAUCCCUUUUAAAUGACCACCAGAAGCAAGCUAGAGUACAUCUUCUUGAUAUGGAGCCUUUUGAGGAUGCAUUUGGACCUAAGAGGAAGAGGAAGCGUCCAAAGCUCUUGGCAGCAGAUUAUGAGUCUUUAAUUAAGAGAGCUGAUGGUUCUCAGGACGCUUUUGAGAUGAGCCAUGGUACUAUUGCAUCUGCAGAAGGAAGUGAAGGAGAUGGAUUUAGGGAACUGGUUCGGCAUACAAUGUUUGAAAAGGGCCAAAGUAAGCGUAUAUGGGGUGAACUGUACAAAGUUGUAGACUCAUCAGAUGUUGUUGUUCAGGUUUUAGAUGCCAGGGAUCCCCAAGGUACGAGGUGCUAUCAUUUGGAGAAGCAUUUGAAAGAGCAUUGUAAGCAUAAGCACAUGAUUCUUCUGUUGAACAAGUGUGAUCUUGUUCCAGCGUGGGCUACAAAAGGUUGGUUAAGGAUAUUAUCCAAGGAAUAUCCAACUCUUGCAUUCCAUGCAAGCAUCAACAAGUCUUUUGGCAAGGGCUCUCUUCUAUCAGUAUUGAGACAAUUUGCCCGCUUGAAAAAUGACAAGCAAGCAAUAUCUGUGGGAUUUGUUGGGUAUCCUAAUGUUGGGAAGUCAUCAGUUAUCAAUACACUGCGCACUAAGAAUGUUUGCAAGGUUGCUCCUAUCCCAGGGGAGACUAAGGUCUGGCAGUAUAUAACAUUAACAAAACGGAUUUUCUUGAUUGAUUGCCCUGGAGUUGUUUACCAGAACAGCGACUCUGAAACUGAUAUUGUAUUAAAGGGUGUGGUACGAGUAACAAACUUGCAAGAUGCUGCUGAACACAUAGGAGAAGUCCUGAACCGUGUCAAGAAGGAGCACCUUGAAAGAGCAUAUAAAAUAAAAGAUUGGGAUGAUGAGAAUGAUUUUCUGGUUCAGCUGUGCAAAUUAACAGGCAAACUUUUAAAGGGUGGUGAACCUGACUUGAUGACUGCAGCAAAGAUGGUCCUUCAUGAUUGGCAGAGAGGUAGGAUACCUUUCUUUGUCCCACCUCCACAGCAAGAAGAAAGCAACUUAGAGGAACCUAGUACAUAUGGUAUAGAUGAGGAAGCUAUGGAAAAUAAUAAUCAAGCUACUGCAGCUUUUAGAGCCAUUGCGAAUGUCAUUUCAUCUCAGCAACAAAAAAGUGUCCCUGUCCAAAAGGAUCUUUUUUGCGAGAAUGAUUUGAUAGCUGAUCGGCUUCCAACCGCUGAGGGCGAGUUGCAUGUGCAAGCAUUAGGCAUGGAGGAUGAGAUAGCUAACAAGCUUCCGGAUAGAGAGGGCAAAAUAGACGAGAAUGUCGGAGCAACUGAAUCAUAGCUGGCAGGAUUUUUCUUUAUAUUUAUUUUUUUUUAUAGAGAUUAAUUUUGGGAUAUUUGGUAGAUUAAGUCAGGCCUGUUUAUAGCUUAAGAGGGUAAAAUAGAUGAAAGUGCAUCUGCCUUACGGGGGCGAGUUUUUAAUUAUUUUUUAUAGUGAGAUAAUUUUUAAAUAUUUCUUAGGUUA
This is a messenger RNA of Hevea brasiliensis (rubber tree), 2029 nucleotides long. RefSeq names its product nuclear/nucleolar GTPase 2. The record is from RefSeq and is a predicted model, not a curated record. Gene Ontology annotation, cellular component: nucleolus. Lineage: Eukaryota; Viridiplantae; Streptophyta; Magnoliopsida; Malpighiales; Euphorbiaceae. The transcript is spliced from 11 exons. Gene Ontology annotation, molecular function: GTP binding. The coding region runs from base 167 to 1846 and encodes 559 amino acids.